AUGCUGCGUAUCCGAGCACCAUUGCAGUCAAGAAACUAUUGGCAUCUAUUAUUCUUUUCAUUCAUCUAUAAUUCUACACCUGAACAAUUUUGUGACGAAAACAAACCACCAACUGGAAACACAUCGGACUACAAGAAACUUGAGCAAUUAUUUGAUGAACGCAUAUACGGCAAGGUGCAUCCAUGCGAUAAUUUUUAUCUGUUCGCAUGUGGGACAUUCAACCGAAAAGCAGCACUGAAAGACGAUGUGAGGACCAAACUUGACGCUGCAGAAAAAGAAACUGUUGUAGGUCUUCUCACUGCGCAGGAAGAAAUAACACCUUCAAAAGCGUUCAAAAUAGCGCAGCAAUGCUAUAAGAGCUGUUUGCAAAGCGAUGAGCAAUGGAAUGGAAGCGGCGGACCAAUUUAUUUUGUGAUGAAAAAGAUUCACGUGAGCUAA
Cylicocyclus nassatus is the source of this 438-nucleotide messenger RNA. Lineage: Eukaryota; Metazoa; Nematoda; Chromadorea; Rhabditida; Strongylidae. The record is from the annotation of a GenBank genome assembly.